Molecule: messenger RNA, 459 nt
Organism: Perkinsus marinus ATCC 50983
Lineage: Eukaryota; Perkinsozoa; Perkinsida; Perkinsidae
Exons: 4
Coding region: 1-459 (152 amino acids)
Source: RefSeq, a predicted model, not a curated record
AUGAAAAUCUCGGUCAUCGAUCGAGCUUUUCGAGAAUCGUUCAAGUGCAUUGAGAAGAUUCCCAUGGACAGGUACGACCAGAAGUCAUUAAGAGCUUCCAAUCUUCCAAGCUCGGCUCGCCACUUCGGGUCAUCAGGUGCUCUGACGAGGGUACAGUUAUGGCACCUUCGCGGGCUCGUGCCCAUUUCUAUCACUCAGUUCCGACCGAUUCUCUUCGACCCCGAUUGCCUCGCUAUGAUCCUCCCAGCUGGUGAGCAUUCGUUACAUUUGGGCAGACCGGAAUCUAUGAUCAAAAUAGUAAAUUCCGAUCCUGUACUGUUCACUAUGACUCUCGAGAGCGAGCAGUGUUCGUCGAGAUCCUCAUCCUCGAAGCGUGUUAACAGUUCUGGUCCAGUCGAAGGUUUCAAAAGUUUCUAUGCAUCCGUUACCGGCCGUGACGAGAUCAGAGCACCCGAGUGA